AUGAGCAACGAUCAAAACGAAACUACAUCGCUUUCUAAUACGCAAAAAGUUAUAACUUCAUUAAUUGCUGGUGCUUUUGCAGGUGCUACAGCUAAAACAAUAAUUGCGCCAUUUGAUCGAGCUAAAAUUAAUUUUCAAGUUAGAAGAGAUAAAUUUAGUUAUAGUCGUUGUUUUAAAUUUAUACAAGACACAUAUCGAAACGAAGGUUUUAUUCGUUUAUAUCGAGGAAAUUCAGCAAAUUUAGCUCGUGUUAUACCUGCAGCAGCCAUUUAUUUUACAGCUCAUGAACAAUGGAAACGUCUUCUUAAUACAGAUAAAUAUGAAAAAACACCUGGUCGUCGAUUUAUUGCUGGUUCGUUAGCCGGUCUUACAUCAUCAACUAUUGUUUAUCCACUUGAUUUAGCACGAGCUCGUAUGGCAGUAACUAACAAAACUGUGUAUACUAAUUUAUUCACCGUCUUUCGAAUUAUUCUACGAACUGAAGGUGUUGUAGCCUUAUAUCGAGGUGCACUAUCAUCAAUGAUUGGUGUAUUACCUUAUUCUGGUUGUGUUUUUUUUACUUAUGAAUCUCUCAAACAUAUUCGCUUAGACUAUCAGUCUCAUCGUCCUAUUACUACAACAGAACGAAUGGUAUUUGGAGCUAUAUCUGGUCUUAUUGGUCAAACUGCUUCUUAUCCAUUUGAUGUUGUUCGACGACGAUUACAAACAGCUGCCGUUAUUCGACCAGAUGAACGAUCACUUGGUGCAAUAGCAACAACACGUAAAAUAAUUCGUGAAGAAGGUAUAACUUGUGGUCUAUAUAAAGGUGUAACAAUGAAUUGGUUGAAAGGACCUAUAUCUAUGACAACAAAUAUAUCAUUGUCUUUUACGGAUUUACCAUUACUUGUACAAGAAAAAAUAAUAAAAUCUUUUUCAUAUACAGAAUUAAGUCGUUUACGUUCAAUAUCAAAACAUUUUCAUCGAUUAUGUUCAGAACAACUUAAUCGAGGUUAUUUUCAACUUGAAAUCAUUAUUCAUGAUUUACAAAAACAAAUUAAAACAAAAUUACCACGACGAGAAUCGGAACGACAUAAACAUCCUCUAUCAACAAAAUUUGAUAUAAUAUCUUCUCUUGAUUCUCGUAUUCAAUGGCUUAAAUUAACAUUUGGUUCGGCUAUACAAAAUUCAUACUGUUGUUUUUAUCCGGGUCGAUUACUUGAUGAAAUUUAUUCAGUAUUAGAUCGUUUAAAAAUACAACAAUCAUUUUCAAAUCCAUGUACACUUUUACAAGAAACACGUGAUAUGUCAUCAAUGGCAAUUGAACAUUUUCGUGAACAAAUUAAACCAAAAUUACAAUCAUUACGUAUUACUUCAUUAACAACUAUUCGUAAUAAUGUUUCAACAUUUUCAACAACUAAUAAUAAUUCAUUAUCUCAUUAUCAUAAACGAUCAACAAAUAGAAUACUUCGUCGACAAAUUGAUAUAUUAAAUAAUCGAAUUUAUAAACAAAAUUUUGUUAUUAAAUCUCAAAAAUAUCAAAUGAAACAUUAUAAACAAUUAUUACAUAUGCGUACAAAAUCUUUAAUUAAUCAUCAUAAACGUUUAAAAUAUCUUGAAAAAAAAAGUAAAGAAUCUGAACAAAUGUUACUUGAAAUACGAAAAGAUAAUGAUACAUUAUUACAACGACUCGAUCAAUUUAUUUUAGCAUAUGAUAAUAUAUCAACUGAAAUAAAUAAUAAAAAAUCUGAUGAAAUAUUUUCUCAAAUAAAUAUGAGUCUAAAACGUAGAAAAAUUGAUUAA
Molecule: messenger RNA, 1779 nt
Organism: Rotaria sordida
Lineage: Eukaryota; Metazoa; Rotifera; Eurotatoria; Philodinida; Philodinidae
Source: the annotation of a GenBank genome assembly